Molecule: messenger RNA, 732 nt
Organism: Cydia strobilella
Lineage: Eukaryota; Metazoa; Arthropoda; Insecta; Lepidoptera; Tortricidae
Product: E3 ubiquitin-protein ligase SIAH1B-like
Exons: 3
Coding region: 14-559 (181 amino acids)
Biological process (GO): multicellular organism development; proteasome-mediated ubiquitin-dependent protein catabolic process
Cellular component (GO): cytoplasm
Molecular function (GO): ubiquitin conjugating enzyme binding; ubiquitin protein ligase activity; zinc ion binding
Source: RefSeq, a predicted model, not a curated record
GUCGGAGCGGGCGAUGGAGUGCCCAGUAUGCCUGGAGACGAUGACACCACCUAUCCUGCAGUGCCAACGCGGGCACAGCCUCUGCAGCCGCUGCACAAGUCGCGGCCACACGAAAUGCCCUAUUUGCCGCUCGCCCAUGACGGAUAUGAGGAACUGGGCUUUGGAAGAUAUCAUUUCAAAGGUGAAUACACCAGCCCCAGUGCCAACGCCAGCGGCACCGUCGUCCAAACUGCUCUGUCCUCACAAAGAUGCGGGCUGCGGGUUCACAUUCAGCCAAGCUAAAGCACGCGAGCUUAAUGAGCACGCCAAUGAAUGUAUCUUCAGGGACAUGCUCUGCCCGCUUGGCGCCGCUUUCAGCAACUGUUUCUGGAUAGGUAAACUCAAAAGCAUGAUGGACCACUUCAAACAAAGCCACUCAUCCAGCUGCGAGAUUGUCUCCGGCGUCGACACGGAACUCGAGCUCCCCCUCAACCAAGACCUGGUCAAGGUCUACCUAGCUGCCACUGGCAAUAUGCACUUCAUCAUCACCAUGAAAAUAGACAUGACUGAGUGGAAAUAAUCUGCCCACUGCCUCCUGGGUUGUGCAGCAUAUUGGCAGUAAGAAAAACGCGCGUCUAUACACAUAUGAGAUUCAUCUAACUAGUAAGCAGGACGUUAGGCGGCGCUCUGUGAUGGUGGAACACUGCGUCAAUGAUGUGGUGGAGCCUCUGGAUGUUAUUAGGGAGGGGAGAU